Molecule: messenger RNA, 1844 nt
Organism: Eriocheir sinensis (Chinese mitten crab)
Lineage: Eukaryota; Metazoa; Arthropoda; Malacostraca; Decapoda; Varunidae
Product: adenosine 5'-monophosphoramidase HINT3-like
Exons: 5
Coding region: 105-650 (181 amino acids)
Molecular function (GO): catalytic activity
Source: RefSeq, a predicted model, not a curated record
UAUCUAUUUAAAUAUCUGCAAUAGUUUCCAGUGACAGCUUAUCCAUGGAAAUGUGAUCCCGUAAGUAACGUGGUAAACAGAACCGGCGCGCUGCCCGUGUGUUGAUGGGUCGCCUGUCCGUCAGUGCUGUGCGGGUCCUUGGCAGUGCUUACAGGAUCGCUAAGGCCAGCACCAGAACCAUGAGUGCUUCACCGCCCCAGUCAGAGUCCGCCCAGACACAGGGCCAGAGCAGCACCAGGGCUAAGUGUCUGUUCUGCAGGAUUUGUGAUGGCCUGGAGCCCAGCAACAUUGUCCAUCAGGAUGAGGAGUUUGUGGUGUUCCCAGACAUCCGGCCAGCGGCACCUCACCACUUCCUGGUGGUGACACGGGAACAUAUCACAGACCCCAAGUGCCUCACCAAGGAGCACAUCCCCACAGUGGAGAAAAUGAUGGCAUUGAGCAAGGAGGUUCUGGUCACACAAGGAGGAUCGCCGGACACUGCCAGGCUGGGCUUCCACUGGCCACCCUUCCACACCGUGAGCCACCUCCACCUCCACAUCAUUGCCCCCGAGAGUGAGAUGGGCUUGAUAGGCCGGGCAAUGUUCAAGGCCAACUCCUUCUGGUUUGUCACUCCGGAGAAGGUUAUUGAACAGUUACAAAAGAAGGCAUAGUGUAUGGUGAGUGUCUAGAGCUGAAGAGCCAGCCAGCCAGCCAGCCAGCCAGCCAACGAAUUAGUCUGUGUGUGAUAAUAUAAGAGAAUGCCUAUGGACUCAAGAUUAUCAGAAAUUUAAGGUGACACAAUGAGGUAACUAAUGGGGCUAUACAUGCUCAAAGCUAGGGUAGGGAGGAGGAUAAUUUUGUUUCGUAUUUUGGGAAGUAAUGUCUUCGUCAGAUAGAGGAUGAGCAUAAGAAUAAUGGUAAAACUGGUUCGUUGACAGAUAUUGGGUAGAAGGUAUGUAUAGGUAGAUGUAGAAAUACCUUUUGUGGGUAAGUUGUAUUAUGUAUUGUAAUUUUGAGAAUAUGAAUCAUAUAUUAUUCCUCUUUAUAUCAGGUGUAGUGAACAAAUAUGACAAUAAUGAGGUUUCCAAUAGAAGUUUUGUAGAAGGUAGAGCAAAGGUUCUCAAAUUUGGGUGCCACGGACAGUGCCUAGGGGUGCCACAAGAUCAUGAAUUUUGAAUCAUUCUUUUUUUUUCUUUUUAUGUUAGUCUGCAUUUAUAAUUCUGAAGUUCAUCUAAUUUGACUGAUGAGUUCUGUCUGGGCAUGUACUGUACCAUAUAUUAUUUCUGGUUUGAGUAUGGAUAAUAAUUUCAAUUCAUUAAUUAAAGUAAUUUAAACAGGUACAAUUGUGUAAAAGAAGUUAAUUCAUAUGAGGAGGGGGUGGGUGAAAAAGGGAUGCCACAAAACAGUUUAUAUAAGUUCAGGGUGCCAUCUCUGAAAAAAGAUUGAGAACCUCUGGGGUAGAGUAUGGAGAAAUAAUGUGGGCAAGUUGCAUCCUAGUUGUACAUAAAUCACAUUACUAAUAUCUUCUUUGCUUCCGUAUUGGAUAUAAAAAAUUAGCGUUACAAUUACGAGUAUCUGAUCAAAGUCUGGUAGGAGGUAGGCAAAGAAAGAAGCCAUAAGGGCAAGUUGUAAUCUAGCAUGUAAGUAAAUAGAUAAUAUAUUCCAAGUGUCUGUAGUGAUAGGGUUUGUUAAGGUCACGAUUUUGGCAUGGGAUGAGGAAGCCAUUGUUAGGGGAAGAGAGAGAGAGCAGAUCAGUGGGUGGUGCCUGCAAUGUGGGGUCUGUCUAGCAAGCUUUCCUUAUAAAUCCGCAUAUGCUCUAUUAUGAUAUGUUAUGCACUUUGUAAAUGCCACGACAAUUAGUGACU